AUCUAUUCCAAGUAUGACGAUGUUUUGGCUGUUCUUAGUGGUUCUUAUUCUUUGGCCUGCAGGAUCGUUUCAGCAAAACAGAUAUUCAACUACUACUCAACGUUCUUCUGAUGUGACAAUUCAUUCAACAACAAGGAAGCAAAACCUAACAAUUAACUACAAAGUGUGUUUGAAUUGGAAACCUUAUCAUAUUAAGGCCACAGCGCAACCUAAAUAUAACACGGGGUAUGAGAAGUUUAACGUUACUGUUGUCCAAAUCAAUUUCUAUAACGCUGUGUUGGAACUUGAACGAAUUGAUCAAGAUUCAGGGUGGGGAGAAAUGCUCUUCACUGUGCAGUGGGCCAUUUACCAUGUAUCAGGUGACAAUAAAGUGUGUGUGAGCUAAUAAUAGCUGCCAGCCUAUUUUGCAAUCUUCUGGUCA
Messenger RNA from Ciona intestinalis (vase tunicate), 421 nucleotides. NCBI's taxonomy places the organism in Eukaryota, Metazoa, Chordata, Ascidiacea, Phlebobranchia, Cionidae. The record is from RefSeq and is a predicted model, not a curated record.